Molecule: messenger RNA, 2193 nt
Organism: Penicillium brevicompactum
Lineage: Eukaryota; Fungi; Ascomycota; Eurotiomycetes; Eurotiales; Aspergillaceae
Product: pseudouridine synthase PUS7
Exons: 2
Coding region: 1-2193 (730 amino acids)
Biological process (GO): pseudouridine synthesis
Cellular component (GO): nucleus
Molecular function (GO): pseudouridine synthase activity; RNA binding
Source: RefSeq, a predicted model, not a curated record
AUGGAGAAGCCAGACAUUGUGGAAUCUCCGCGCAAGCGCCAAAAGACCGACGAUGCUGGUUCCAUUGGGAUCUCAUUCGGCGGUGAUGGCGCAGACGACGUUCCGCCCGCCGCAAUCGCCGAUGCUCAGACCCAAAAGGAAAUCGAGGUUGGAAUUACGGAGUUUGUGAGCAAUGGCACCGAGGGAUUUGCGGGUAUUUUGAAGAAGAGAUACACUGAUUUCGCGGUCAACGAGAUCACAACCACCGGCGAAGUCGUCCACCUCCGAAACACCAAGGCACCGCACACCUCCAAGCCCGAGCCCCCUGCCCCAGGUCCCAAGGCGCCCGCAUCGGAUGUCAACACGGCCGAGAAGACCGAAGGCGCUCCCGCUGAGGCGGAGGCGGAGGCUGAAUUCAAGGUGUCGGAAGAAGACCAUGCUCUGCUCAUCGAAUACUUUGGCGCCAAAAACGCCACCGAUAUUAUUGCGCUUCAUGCGAAGGCCAUGUCUAAGCCCAAGUCGCGCCCUAGCGAAUUUGGCCAAGUCAGUGCCCAGGUGUCUGACCGUGACCUGCGCACCAAGAUCCACCAAGCCAUUCGCCGCAUCUUCAAGUCACAGCUCGAAUCCACUACCGACUCGGAAGGCAACAUGGGAAUCAUCGCCGCGGCGAAUCGAUUCAAGCGCGAGGUUGGAUCAGGCCGUGGAAACGGUCGGUCCAACAACAAUCGCACCAACUGGGAAGAGCUCGGUGGCCCGUACCUGCAUUUCACGCUCUACAAGGAAAACAAGGACACUAUGGAAGUUGUGUCAUUCAUCGCGCGCUCUCUGAAGAUGAACGCGAAGGCUUUCCAGUUCGCUGGAACCAAGGACAGACGCGGUGUGACCGCCCAGCGCGUCUGCGCUACCCGUCUGCUCGCAGAGCGCCUUGCGCGUUUGAACCCUACCCUUCGCAACGCCGUGGUUGGUGAUUUCGAAUACCGCAAGCAAGCACUUGACCUGGGUGACCUGAAUGGCAAUGAGUUCGUCAUCACUCUGCGCGAGCUGGGUAUUCCUGGUGUGGAUCUCAAUGAUCCCAAGGCCGCGGUUGCAAAGGCUUCCGAAAUUGUCGGCACUUCUCUGAAGAACCUUCGUCAACGUGGUUACUUCAACUACUAUGGUCUCCAACGUUUCGGAACUUUCUCGACUCGCACUGACACAGUCGGCGUCAAGAUGCUGCAGGAGGAUUUCAAGGGUGCCUGUGAUGCCAUCUUGCACUAUGCACCCGAAGCCCUGCAAGCUGCGAUGGAGGGUGAUGCCAAUGACACAAACAUCAGCAGCGACGACAGGGCGCGCGCCUUGGCUAUCAACAUGUUCGAGACUGGAGGUCCCAAGAUCGUCAAUGACGCCUUACAGAAGCUGCCCCGCAAGUUCUCUGCUGAGCAAAAUCUGAUCCGCCACCUCGGCCGAUCCCGAAAUGAUUAUCUGGGUGCGCUGCAAACCAUUCCCCGCAACCUGCGCCUCAUGUAUGUGCAUGCGCACCAGUCCCUCAUCUGGAACUUUGCUGCUAGCGAGCGCUGGCGUUUGUAUGGCGAUAAGGUGGUGGAAGGUGACCUUGUGAUUGUGCAAGAGCACCGCGACAAGGAAGAUGCGGCUGCUGCCGAAGCUGCGGAUGAAACUGUCGAUGCCGAUGGAGAGAUUAUCAUUGUUCCCCAGGGCGAGGACAGUGCCGUUGCAGCCGAGGACAUGUUUACCCGCGCUCGUGCUCUCACUGCCGAAGAGGCUGCUAGUGGCAAGUACACUCUGUUCGAUAUCGUGCUCCCCCAACCCGGAUAUGAUAUCAUUUAUCCCGAAAACAAGGUCAAGGACUUCUACAGCCGAUUCAUGGCCAGCGAGAAGGGUGGCUUCUUGGACCCAACUAAGAUGCGCCGCUCCUGGAAGGAUAUCAGUCUCAGCGGAAGCUACCGCAAGGUCUUCAGCCGCAUGCUGGAUGAUGACUACUCUUUUGACGUGAAGCUGUACACCAAGGACGAUGAGCAAUUUGUCCCGACCGAUCUGGAAACCACGAAGCAAAACUCAGGAGAGACUCAGCCCGCCCCUACUCAGACUGAGGGCGAUAAGAUGGCCGUCGUUCUGAAGUUCCAGCUUGGCUCUAGCCAGUACGCCACCAUGGCCCUUCGUGAACUGACCAAGGGCAAGGCCGUGGCCCACAAGGCUGACUUUGGUGGUGGUCGUUAG